Cladophialophora bantiana CBS 173.52 is the source of this 543-nucleotide messenger RNA. RefSeq lists its product as uncharacterized. The coding region runs from base 1 to 543 and encodes 180 amino acids. The transcript has a single exon. Lineage: Eukaryota; Fungi; Ascomycota; Eurotiomycetes; Chaetothyriales; Herpotrichiellaceae. The record is from RefSeq and is a predicted model, not a curated record.
AUGAAGCUUCUGGAGCUUAUGCUGGCACGAGGUCUCUCUCCCAACACUGUUAUACACACUUGCCCUGCGAGUAACGGCUUUGCUGCGGAAUUGAGCUUCUGGCAACAUUUCCCUGUACGUAAAAUGGUUCCUGUUUUGCAUGGCGAAAGCAAAAAGGACUUUGGGGAAAUGAUUGAAAAGGUUUUGGAAUACGAUGCAGACCCCCAUAUGUGGGUUUCGAUGUUUCAGGACUCCGGAGGGGUUUCAACAAGCCGAGAGGUUUUCAUGAAAGUAACCCUUGAGAGAGAGCGACGCACGACUAUCGAGGUGGAUGUCGGAUACGGUGACUGGAAGAUAUCUUCACCUUUCGUUCCACUCGGCAAGGGGGUUUCGCCUCGAGAACUGAUUGAAUUCUUUGAUUUCGACAAUGCGAAGACGAUUCUGCAAUUGCUGGAUGCGAAUGCCGAGGGGCAGGAAAAGAUGUCGGACGUGGACAAAGGUUGCACGCGAUCAGCUGCCCGGAGACCAACAGGCUUGCAUGAAACAGGAUCUGGACGUCCCUGA